This is a messenger RNA of Trifolium pratense (red clover), 2053 nucleotides long. RefSeq names its product F-box/LRR-repeat protein At3g48880-like. The transcript is spliced from 4 exons. The record is from RefSeq and is a predicted model, not a curated record. Lineage: Eukaryota; Viridiplantae; Streptophyta; Magnoliopsida; Fabales; Fabaceae. Bases 758 to 1924 code for a protein of 388 amino acids.
CGUGAGUUUCAUACGAUGCAUGAUUUAUACUACACAACCUAUUGGCAAUAUAUAGAUAUAUGUAGUGUAUGAUAUCUUUUUUUUUUUUUUGAAGCAAUGUAGUGUAUGAUAUCUAGAUAUUAUAUUUUUUGAAGAAACGAUAUGAUAUUAGAUAUUCUUAAUUCCUGAUAUUAUGAACGAAUGUCUUUCUUUUCUGGGCAUUCUCUUCUUUCACACAAUAUUUAGAUAUUCUUUUUUUUUUGGGCAAUAUAUUUAGAUAUUCUUAAUUCCUGAUAUUAUGAACAAAUGUCUUUCUUUUUUGGGCAUUCUCUUCUUUCACACAAUAUUUACAAAUUUCCCCUUUUCAUGUUCAUUUUCCAUAAUAUCAUCCACCAUGUCUCUAGUUUUCAAAAAACAAAAAAAUAAUUCAUCACGUCUCUCUUCUUUUUUUACAAAAUUACUCCACAGAUCAUCUAUUUUAAUUUAAAGUUAUAGAUUUCACCAUUUUUUCUUUCUCAAUCUCAAAUUCAUCUUUAACUUUUGCAUUCAAAAUAAAAUCUGUUAAUUUUUAAAAAAGUAUCAAGUCAGUUCCCCUUAAACAUUAAAAAUUUAACAACACAAUAUAUGAAAAAUGACCGAAAAAAUUAAUUAUAUUCAUAUUUAAUAGUAGUUUUUUUUUUCUUCAUGGUUUCCACCCUCUAGUUCAUAGAGGAAGGGGGUCUAGUAGUCCAGAGUUUCGGGGCGAGUUCUGCAUCAAGUGGUUCCAGUUCCCUCCCAAAUGCAGUUGCAGGUGAUCGAACCGUGGUCUUCCCUACUAAGUUCAGCGUCAAUCACCACUAAACUAACUAACAUUUGUUUAUUUAAUAGUAGCUUUUACAUACAAGGGAUUUUGUAUUUAUUCAUUACUUCCGGCACUCUUUUCUUCCUUACGAAAGUACUAGUCAAGUUCACUUGUUAUCUAGUUUCCUCUUUGUUAUGUAGGAGAGUUGGUGCAAUGGAGGCUAAAAAAUGUAAUGCUGCAGUAGGGAACACCAUGGACAAGGUUAACUUUAUUCUGAAGAAUUUAAACAGUGAUAUUUUGGGUAACAUUUUUAAGCGCAUUGAUAUCUUCGAAUCAAAUUUAGCUGUUUCUCGUUUUACCGAAGCAUGGAAGAAAGCUAGCAAUGACGAACCUGUUUGGCAAACACUUGAUUUUUCAAUGUUGAAAUCUGAUUUUGUGAAGACCUUAACUAAGCCAUAUGUUUGGGUUCACUCUCGCUCUGACGCCAGUUUGUCGAAUUUGUUGUUUGUUGCAUUGAAUCUUAGUCAAGGAAAUGUCAAGACAUUGAUUUUCCAUUACAACUUGUUUCUCACCAAUGAACAAUUCAUCUACACAGCUACAAGGUGCCCACUUGUAAGACGACUAGUCUUUGUAUCUUGGAACUGUGUCAAGAAAAUAGGAAUUAUAACGGCAAUUAGGAUGUGGAAAGAUCUAGUGUCUAUGACAAUGCCUAACAUUAGAAAUCCAGAAUAUGUUUUUUAUGAGAUUUCAAUGCAUUGCAAGAACUUUAGAGAACUCAAGGUUAUGGGAUUUGUUGAUGUGCACUUUGCUUCAUCACUCGUUAGAUAUCUUCCAAAUUUGAAAGUUUUGAGUCUUCGAUGUUCAGGAUUGUCAAAGGAAGCUCUUAUUUUAAUUUUGGAUGAGCUCAAACAUUUAGAAGUGCUCAACAUUUCACAUUCUUGUUAUGUGGAACUCGAACAAAAUCCUAGAGAUGGAUAUAAGUAUAGUAGUGAUAUUGACCCUAUUAUCAUUGAUAAGGCUUCUAGGUUGCGUGAGUUUCACACAUGCAUGAAAGAAUCAUGCAUCAUGUGUAAGAGGACAAGAGAUGAUGAUGGAUAUCCUAGGUGGUACAAGUACGAGGAAGGGAUUUGGAAACAAGAUGAAGUUAGCUCUCUUGCACUUUGAUAAGAUUAUAAAAUAUCAUCGUAUUACAUUACAUACAAUCAUGAGAUAUUGUUGUGUCUCUGCAGGUUAUUGGCAGUUUUAUUUUAUGUAAUGCAUGUUAUUUAGACAUUUCGUAACUUUUGGUAUUAU